Molecule: messenger RNA, 2720 nt
Organism: Calliphora vicina (urban bluebottle blowfly)
Lineage: Eukaryota; Metazoa; Arthropoda; Insecta; Diptera; Calliphoridae
Exons: 1
Coding region: 125-976 (283 amino acids)
Source: RefSeq, a predicted model, not a curated record
AAUAGAGUUAUUCUAUAAGUUUCCGUCGUCGCAUUAAGUCAAAAGUCAGCAAUUGAGUAAAAAAUAUUGCACGUAUUUUAAAUCAACAUUAUCAGAGUUUUUAGCCCAAGACACAAAACUUGAAAUGAACUCAUAUAAAGUACUCGGCUUGAUUUGUUUGCUAAUGGCAAUGGCUGCAGCAUCUCCACUGCCAUUUGCAGAUAAUGCUGCUUUUGCUGAUUUCUUACGGAACGCCCAAUUGACAGCUCCCUCUAAAGAGAGUGUUGUGGUUAAAAGACGUAUUUUCGAGGAUAAUGCCGACGGACAAUUAAAACAAAUUUCACUAAGAUCUUUAAUAGGCGACUUGGAGAACAGUAUUUUAGCUUCGGCUUUAAGUGUUAACAAGGUCUUUACGGAUAAAGAUGUUAUUGUGCCGGAAAUUAAGGUCAGCGAUGACUCAGAACAUGAUAUUAACCAAGGUCAAUCAUUGGCAAAUGAAGAGACGAAGAGUGACUUAAAAACAACUACAUCAACAACAACGACAACAGCUGAGUCAAGUGUAACAUUGCCAGUGACCGAUAAAGUGAUCAUCCAAACUACAGAGAAAGUAACGCAACCCAGUGUUGUACCAACUCAUAUCGUUAUUGAUCGUAUUGCCAUUCAACCUCAUACAGGUGGCAUAGCUUUAAUACCCAUUUUUGAACUAAAACGUUCUACAAACGAUGAAAAUGGCAACAAAGGUCAUGAAAUUACCAAAAUUACAAUAUCAAAAACUGAAAUUACCAGUUUAGCCACAGCUGCUCCCGAAUCCUCAACUAGCUCUUCAACUACCAAUUCUACUACGUCUACUGUUAGCACAAGCAAACCGGCAGAAACUGUUUUGGAAACAGCUACCACACCUAAAAAUAUUGAACAACUAAAGGAAGCUGAAGAAGAUUUGAAGGAAAAAGUGGCUGAAAUUGAAGCAGAGCCCAUUAUACUCUCAGCCCGCGUUUAAUUUAAAGACUUGAUUUACACAAUAUAUAUUUUACCAACAACAAACUAUAUCCAAACCAAACAUCAGAAUUUAAUUUAACAUACAUGCAUAAAUAUAAUAAAUAAAAUAUAGUUUUUUAUAAAAAGUUGAAAGUUUUGUAAGAUCAACAAAUAUCGGGCAUAUAUGUAUAUGUACAUAUUUUCAUAUACCUGAUCGGUGUGAAAUUGUAUAUAGAUACAAUAUAUCGUUACCCUAAUAUAGAAAGGCCCCAACUCGUUUUUUUAAGUUGAAAUUUUUUGGCUAAAUAUGAUAUAUGAGCGGACCAUUUAUCGAAAUAAACGAAAAUCUGGGCUUACAGGAAAAACACGGGUUAGGGCCUUUCUAUAUUAAGGUAACGAUAUAUUGUAUCUGUAUACAAUUUCACACCGAUCAGGUUUAAGAAAAUAUGUACAUAUACAUAUAUGCCCGAUAUUUGUUUUAUCUUACAAAACUUUUACAUUACCCAACCAAGUUAUAUUGCUUUUUCAUAAUUCUCGAUAAAAUAUAUGUAUUUUAAUUUAAAAAAUUAGUUACGUGUAUGUCAAAUAUUUAUGUAUCACACAAUAAAAUCGGACGUCAUUUUGCCCUUUUUAAAGAACUGUUAUCGUAGGUACUAACAAAUUUGGACAUAUUUUAUUAAAAAACAAAAUUUCCAAGUCCAGUAAUUGUAUUACUAAUUAAUUAGCAAAUGCUUAAAAACAUUUUACAAAAGGAAAAAAUAUUUUGCGAGCAAUUAACAACAUCAUGUGAUAGAAAUCUCAGAUUAAACUUUUUAUACAUACAUUCAUACAUAUGUACAUACAUAUUUAUCUGACUGUAUAUACAAACAUAUGUAUGUAUAAAUGUAGGUGUAAUGUACAAUAUGUACGUACAUACAGUGACGGACAUUACAAUAGAAUCACUAUCAAUAUUGCAUUUAAAACUAGGAGCAAUCAUAAGGAUUGGUGUGGGCCAGAAAAUAUAAAGAAGUGGCAAAAUGUGUUGUGGACGGACGAAACGACCAUUAAUUUAAUUGGUAGUGAUGAUAAGACAUGGGUUAGACGUCCAAAAAAUGGCAAAAACCAAAAACGUUUAAACAUGGUUGGGGAAAUAUUAUUAUAUGGGGAUGCUUUUCUUGGUAUUGCGUUGGUCCAAUUUAUUGGAUUAAAGAAAAUAUGGAAAAGCACUUGUAUGUAAAUAUUUUGGAGAAUGUUGUAAAGCCACAUGCAGAAUGGAAUAUGCCCUUAAAAUGGCUCUUCCAGCAAGAUAAUGACCCAAAGCACACAUCAGGUCUUGCCAAAAAAUGGUUUUUAUAUAAUAAAAUUCAUGUUAUGGAAUGGCCGUCUCAAUAACCAGACUUAAAUCCUAUGGAAAAUAGUAAAAGACAAACUCGGACCUGAAAAAUUGAAAAACAAGGAAGAACUUUGGCAGAAAGUUCAGGAAAUAUGGUAUGCAAUUUCCCGAUCUACAUGCGAACGUUUGUUAAAUUCAAUCCCCAAAAGAUUUGAUGCUGUUAUUAGAAAUAAUUGAUAUGCAACAAAAUAUUAAGAAAACAACGAAUUCUCAUGAUGAUUUUUUAUUUUUAAUCAUUUUAAGAUUGAUUGAUUCUAUUUGAAUGUCGCAUAUUUUAUUUAGUCUUUUAGAUUUGACAUCGUUUUUAACAUAAGAAUGUGUUAUAUUUUUAUUUUAUUUUUUUCUAUUUAUUGUUUACGUUAUGAGCAUUAAUAUAUAAUGAACAAAUUUUAAA